GCGGAGUCUGGGCCUAGUGUACCCACAUGGCGGCCAAAGUUUAGGGCAAUAUCUAUUGAUUUUGUGAUCUUUCUAUUCUCGUGGUAUCAUUUUUCAUGCAAAAGCAGCCCUUACUAUCCUGAUCUGUUACUAGCCUUUCUUAGGUUUAAAUAUUGAAUUAUAAGAUGCCAAAGCGUGCGUUAGAGCCCGCGAAGAGCUUGGCGAGACAGCUGUUAGAGAAUUCUAGUGACUUGUUUCUGCCAGAGGACAACAAAAACAGAGCUGAGGAAGGCGACAAUGAUGAAGAUGAUACGGAUAGCGAGGAGAGUGAAUACUCUGGCCUAGAUGAUGAUGAUGACGAUGAUGAUUCAAGCGAAGUUGAUGAUUUACCUGAAUCUGAUGACAGCCAUGGUGAAGAGGACGAUGAUGAUGUGGAGGAGGACGAAGAUAACAUUGAUGAAGAUGAUGAUGAUGAUGCCAAUAAGGAUAGCAAAGAAAAUAACAUUGAACAUGACAAAAAUGAUGACCAGAAAAAAAAUAUGGAGAGAGGUAAAAAGCCUUCUAAAGUCAAUACACCAAAUAUUAUCAAGGAUAACAAGCUGAGAGAAGCAGAAAAAGAUGUUGAUGAUACAGAAACCUCAGAUGAGGAAGAUGCCCGCAAUACAGUUGGCAAUAUCCCGGUGGAAUGGUACAAUGAAUAUCCGCACAUCGGCUAUGAUCUGACUGGCAAAAAGAUCAUGAAACCUGCUACAGGGGAUGAGCUUGAUGAUUUCCUCUCAAAGAUGGAUAACCCAGAUUACUGGAGAACUGUUCGUGAUAAAGCGACAAUGAGAGAAGUUGUCCUCACAGAUGAAGAGCUGGCAAUAAUUGAUAGAAUACAAAAUGCCCAAUUCCCAGAAUCAGGGUUUGACCCCUAUGAGCCCUAUGUUGACUUUUUCACCAAUAUGAAGAUGAUCCAUCCAGUCAGCGAGCCACCAGAACCCAAGAGUCGCUUCAUCCCCUCCAAGUGGGAACACAAACGGGUUAUGAAAAUUGUGCGUGCUAUCAGAAAUGGCUGGAUUAAACCCAAGAAGACCGAGGGAGACAAACCAAGAUAUUACAUGCUAUGGGACAAGGCUGAUGAUGCACCAAAGCAACGACACACAAUGCACAUUCCAGCACCAAAAAUGAAAUUACCUGGGCAUGACGAGUCUUACAACCCUCCACCAGAGUACCUGCCAACUCAAGAAGAGAUAGAUGCCUGGGAAGCAAUGGACCCUGAGGAUCGACCAAGAAACUUUUUACCAAAGAAAUACUCAAGUCUUCGCCUUGUUCCAGCUUACAAUAAGUUUAUCCAGGAGAGAUUUGAGCGCUGUCUGGAUUUAUAUCUGUGUCCACGACAAAGGAAAAUGAGGGUGCAAAUUAAUCCAGAAGAGCUUCUCCCAAAGCUACCCAAACCCAAGGAUCUGCAGCCGUUCCCAACAACAGAGGCUCUAGUUUAUGAAGGUCAUAGUGGAAUGGUGCGGUGUGUCACAGUAGACCCAACUGGACAGUGGCUUGCUACAGGAAGUGAUGAUAAGUCUGUCAAGUUCUGGGAGGUUGCCACUGGUCGAUGUACAAAGACAGUAACAGUAGACAGCUCAAUCCAGUCCAUCGAUUGGAACCCUAACCCACAGUGCAGCUUGGUUGCUGUAGCAAUGGGUGACAGUGCGCUGGUUGUAAACCCAUGGCUUGGUGAUAAGCUGAUUUGCUCUGCGACAGAUGAAAUGUUGGAUUCUUUUUCAACACAGGGAGAUUCUCGGGAAUCUGCUGUGGAAUGGGGAGCAUCUGAUGCAGAGGAAUACAAGCAGGGAAUAAGGCUUAUUUUGAAGCAUAUCAAGGCAAUAUCUAAAAUAACAUGGCAUGCUAAAGGAGACUACUUUGCCACGCUCUUACCUCAAGGAGGAAAUAAAUCAGUGUUUAUACACCAGCUGUCUAAGAGGAGAAGUCAGGUAGGAUUGACUUUUAUGUCAGUGCAAACAAGUUACAAGUUAACCAGUAAGUGCCCCUUCAAGAAGGCAAAAGGUCUUGUCCAGCAGGUCCUAUUUCAUCCAUCAAAGCCGUUUUUGUUUGUGGCUACACAAAAAUAUGUAAGAGUCUAUAAUCUGAUGAAGCAAGAGUUGACAAAAAAGCUGAUAUCUAACGUCAAGUGGAUAUCUAGUAUGGCCAUACACCCAAAAGGGGAUAAUCUUAUCGUCGGGAGCUAUGACAGACGCUUGUGUUGGUUUGAUAUGGACCUUUCGAGCAAACCUUACAAAACCCUAAGGAGUCACAAGAAAGCUCUGAGGCAGGUCGCAUUCCACAAGCGUUACCCGCUAUUUGCAUCUGCGAGUGAUGACGGCACAGUCAUUAUAAGCCAUGGCAUGGUCUACAACGAUUUGAUGCAAAACCCGCUCCUCGUCCCUGUCAAGAUCCUCCGAGGCCACAAAGUUACCAACGACCUCGGCGUCCUUGACUGUGUGUUCCACCCUAGCCAGCCAUGGAUUUUUACCGCGGGAUCUGAUCAGUGCGUGCGUCUGUUCACGUGAUGAAGCCGAAUAACGUGCUACCACUGUGUACGUGAUUACCAUGUGAGGCUGUCAAGUGACUCCCCCGUCAGCCAUGGGGCUCUACCACAGUUAAUACUUGCUGGAUUCAAAUCAUAAAUCUCUUUUAAUCUGAAUUCCGUGUUCCCCUAGGGAGCCCUGGAUAUUGACCUCAGUAACUAAUAACUGGGACCGACUGUCAAUGUGAUAACCACGUGAUAACGCGUGCGAUUUACUGCACUUUGUUAGCUUAUCAGUCUACGGACUGAGUGGGAAUUAAUGAGUUUUCACACCCGGUCAUGCAUUUAAUUUAAAUAAUAAAACGGAACCAUGGUCACGUCAAGUGGCAAUAGCCAAUGAGCUGUUUUAGAUAUAGUUCCCAAAAUGAUUAAAAAAACUGCGAUCUUAAGGCAGGCGAAGGGUUCCCUGCUAAAAGAAAGUCAAGAAAAUAUAUGGACAAAUUUGCGAUCUUAAGGCAGGCGAAGGGUUUCCUGCUAACAGAGGCCGCCUUUCGCUCCCUUGCAUUUUACUUCUAUCUAGCUGUCACUUCCCACCUCCGGGCUCAAGAACAAUUAGUUAUCAAUCAGCCGUCAAUGAGUCAACAUGUCAGGACCAUUGCUCUGAGCGCUAGAUUCAAAUUUCAUGUACGACAUAUUCUGAACCAAAAUAAAUAUCAUUCCUAGAGUUGUCCAUCUAAGAAUGUUUCUAUCUAUCGUAAAAUAAUGCUAUACCAGGCUGUGUGCGCUCUAAAAUACGAGCAUUUUCAUCACAGCACGAGAAUAAUUUAUGCAGGUGCGCUAGAUUAUGGAUGGGCAAAAUUUAACAUUUCGCACCGGAAUGUGGACAGCAAAUCACUAAUUUAUCAAACUCUUAACACAACUAUUGUUACCUGUGCAAAAAUAGUUUUAUUCAAGCUCAGAGAUAAGCAAUAUUUUACAGGAGACAUAAUUUGUGACCGCUAGCGUGGCGGUGUUCUGAUAAUAAUUGCAAAUUUGAGCCCGGGGGUGGGAGGAGCUUUCCCUUUAAUAACGGAACCUCGUGUUUAAUUCCUAGACUUUGCAUAAGCAGCCUCGCACUUCAGUGUCACAUGACAGAUUGUGGGCUCCUUCGGCUCCCUUGGCUGGCAAUCCCGCCCCCGCACGCAUGCACGACCUACGCCCUUUUUGGUUUUCAUGGACCUCCAGUGUACUUUGCAAAGCACACUGUUCUUUGUUAGAGGUGCAGGCUAGAGCCCGCAACGCCAGUAAAAAAAACUCGUGUAUCUAUUAAAUUCGUCAAUCUCCUCGGUGUUUGGCGAGAGUGAGGUUCCCUCCACCUGUUGCCUCCCACGCACAGUGUGGCUGCAUUAAGCAGAACGGCGUUUUUUGUUUGUUUGUUUUUUACGGUAUCUAGUCCGCCAAACGAAGAAGCGGCUUUCCUUUUCCUUAAGGAGCGCAAGGACUAUUGGCAGGCUAAACCAAGUUAUUAAAAUCCAGUUGCAAUGUAUCAGCUUUGUUUAGUGAAAUAAAAUUAUGAGAAUUAAA
This is a messenger RNA of Nematostella vectensis (starlet sea anemone), 4045 nucleotides long. RefSeq names its product ribosome biogenesis protein bop1-B. The coding region runs from base 165 to 2525 and encodes 786 amino acids. Gene Ontology annotation, cellular component: preribosome, large subunit precursor; PeBoW complex. The record is from RefSeq and is a predicted model, not a curated record. Gene Ontology annotation, molecular function: protein binding; ribonucleoprotein complex binding. The transcript has 25 exons. Gene Ontology annotation, biological process: ribosome biogenesis; maturation of LSU-rRNA from tricistronic rRNA transcript (SSU-rRNA, 5.8S rRNA, LSU-rRNA). Lineage: Eukaryota; Metazoa; Cnidaria; Anthozoa; Actiniaria; Edwardsiidae.